Messenger RNA from Quercus lobata, 1167 nucleotides. RefSeq lists its product as uncharacterized. Lineage: Eukaryota; Viridiplantae; Streptophyta; Magnoliopsida; Fagales; Fagaceae. The transcript has a single exon. The record is from RefSeq and is a predicted model, not a curated record. Bases 1 to 1167 code for a protein of 388 amino acids.
AUGAUUGAAGACUUGAAAAAAUCUAAACAAACUAAAAGGAGGAUUCAAUUAGAAAUUGGGAACCCAUAUGAUGUUGAUGAGGAGGAGGAGGAGGAGGAGGAGGUUAGGGUUGUUGAAAAGAGUCCCCCUCAAACAUUAGGUAAACGAAAAUCUAGGGGAAAGGAUGUUGACACUGAUAUGGGUCAAAUAAGAGGAAAGAAGAAAAUUAAGAGUUAUUUUGCUUCUAGAACAACCCCUGGUGCUCAACCCUCUAUAAGAAGUGCUUUGGCUACAAAAGCAAUGAUUGAUAAUGCAAAAAUGAAUAUGGCAAGAUGGUGGUAUCAUUCUAAUGUACCCUUUUAUGCAUCUCAGUCACCCUAUUAUCAACCUAUGAUAGAUUCCAUUGCUGUUAUUGGGCCGGGAUUUAAGGGGCCAUCUUUUUAUGAGUUGAAGGGACCCCUUUUGAAAAAUGUUGUCCAUGAAGUUAAUGAUUUUUUGUUAGAUAUAAAAAAUGAUUGGAAAGUAUAUGGUUGUUCAGUGAUGUCUGAUGGGUGGACAAAUCAAAAGCAACAACCAAUAAUGAAUUUUUUGGUGUAUUGUCCAAGGGGAGCCAUGUUCUUGAAAUCUAUUGACACUUCAGGCCUUACAAAGGAUGCUGAAACUUUGUUCAACAUAUUUGAUUCUGUUGUUCAAGAAAUUGGUGUGGAAUAUAUUGUGCAAUUGAUUACAGAUAAUGCUUCUGCCUAUAAAAAAGCUGGAAAAAAAUUACAGCAGAAGUAUAAAAAAGCUGGAAAAAAAUUACAGCAGAAGUAUGGUACUUUAUUUUGUUCUCCUUGUGCAGCUCAUUGCAUAGACUUGAUGUUGGAGAAUAUUGCUAAUCCUAGGUGGUUCCCUCUUGUUGAUGAAGCAAUUAAGAAGGCAAAAAAGAUAACAAAGUUCAUUUACAACCAUGGAGUUGUUUUAGACUUGAAGAGGCAAGAUUUUACAAAUGGAAGAGAGUUAUGUCGUCCUGCAAUUACAAGGUUUGCCACUACCUUCUUAAGUCUAAAGAGCAUGCUAAGGUUCAAAAAAGAGCUUAGACAAAUGUUCACUUGUGAUAAAUGGCUUUCAUGCCCCCAUGCUAAGACUACCGUUGGGAAGGAGAUAAGUAAAAUUGUUUUGGAAGAUUAUUCGUUUUGGUCUCAAUGA